CGCUGGCGUGCCAGGGGUCUUCGUGAGGCUCGACUCAUGCCGUACAACAUGGCGGCGCUGUGGAGGCGGCGCCCACGCUUCCGAUUUGAGCCUCGGCUGUACUGUACGGCACGGGCCCUGUCAGGGAAGUACGAGUACGAUCUCCUGGUUGUUGGAGGAGGGUCUGGCGGCCUUGCUUGCGCGAAAGAAGCUGCUCAGUUUGGAAAUAAGGUGGCUGUCUUAGACUACGUGGAUCCUUCUCCAAAAGGCACCAAAUGGGGACUCGGCGGUACUUGUGUGAACGUUGGCUGCAUCCCUAAAAAGCUUAUGCACCAUGCAGCCCUUCUGGGAGGCGCUCUCAAAGAUGCCCAACGCUAUGGCUGGAGCAUACCUCAGCCCAUGACCCAUGACUGGUCUACAAUGGCAGAAGCUGUUCAAAACCAUGUGAAAUCGUUGAACUGGGGACACAGAAGGCAACUGCAGGAUAAAAAAGUGAAAUAUUUCAACUUGAAAGGCAGCUUCGUGGAUGCUCACACAAUUCGCGGGUUGUCCAAAGCAGGUCAAGAGACUUUGCUCACAGCAGAAAACAUAGUCCUUGCCACUGGAGGGAGGCCUAAAUAUCCUGCAAAUAUUCAUGGGGCGCUGGAGCAUGGGAUUACAAGCGACGAUCUCUUCUGGCUGAAAAAAUCUCCUGGGAAAACGUUGCUUGUUGGAGCCAGCUAUGUUUCCCUUGAGUGCGCUGGCUUUCUCACAGGCCUCAGAUUGGAUACUACGGUCAUGAUGAGGAGCAUCCCUCUUCGAGGAUUUGACCAGCAAAUGGCCGCCUUAGUAACAGAUUACAUGGAAGCCCACGGCACCAGGUUUUUAAAGAAAUGCACCCCAACCAAAGUGGAGAAGGUGGAAAAUGGCAGAGUACGGGUCAGGUGGAAACAUGGUGACUCUGGCAAAGAAGAAACAGAUGAAUUUGAUACACUGAUAUGGGCAGUAGGCCGACAGCCUGACACCAAGACCCUUAAUCUGGAGACUGCGGGUGUGAAAAUUAACUCUGCAACGGGAAAGAUCAUUGUUGAUGCAAGCGAAGCCACUUCUGUUCCUCACAUUUAUGCAGUUGGAGACAUUACAGAGGGUCGUCCUGAACUAACACCGACGGCAAUCGCUGCAGGGAAGCUGCUGGCUCGGCGUUUGUUUGGCCAGUCGAAAGAACUAAUGGAUUAUGACAAUGUGCCCACAACUGUUUUCACACCCCUGGAAUAUGGAUGUGUAGGUCUCUCGGAAGAAGAAGCCUCAGGCCAUUUGGGGCCAGAUAACAUAGAGGUAUACCAUGCAUUUUAUAAGCCUUUGGAAUUUUAUGUGCCUGAAAGAGAUGCUGCCCAGUGUUAUAUAAAAAUGGUGUGUUCACGUGCCCAAGAACAGCAAAUCCUUGGCCUUCAUUUCAUUGGUCCAAAUGCAGGCGAAGUUAUUCAGGGCUUUGCCCUUGGAAUCAAAUGCGGUGCUACCUAUUCACAAAUGCUGAAGACGGUUGGCAUUCACCCGACUUGCGCCGAGGAAGUCACAAAGAUGCACAUUACGAAGCGGUCGGGCUUAGAUGCAACCGUCACUGGCUGUUGAGGUUAGCUGCCAUCCCUGGGGAAGCCAGUGAAAGAGCACGUGGCAGAAGGUGUAUAAAGAGCAUGGGACGGCUUGAAGACACGCGAAGCCUGGAGCUACAGACGUAAAUCUAGAACUGUGCCGAUGGGCUGGAACCGACGGCAAGGCUGGGAGAGAUGGAAAUGAAUGGGAUUUGCUCCUUUCCUGACGGAUUCUGCCUCUUGCUCUCCAGGGAUGGCUUUUUGUAACAAUAUCGGCCUGGCUAAUGUUGACUCGAAGGGUCUGAUGGAUGAUUCGGAUUAUUUCCUGCAGGCUCAAAGCUGGAAAAUGUGUGUUUAGCCAAACACAACGCAGUUAGUCAGGCUGCCCCACUGGAUGCCAGCUAAUGACGUCUUGUGUAUUAAACCCCACAGUGGAGAAGACAAGUCUGAUGUUUGCUGGGUCCUUCAUCAACACGCGCUACAUUUAUCAUUAGCAACUGGAUGGAAAAAUAAAAAGUGCUUCUUCCCCUAGA
Messenger RNA from Heteronotia binoei (common prickly gecko), 2080 nucleotides. It is a transcript of the gene TXNRD2, whose product is annotated as thioredoxin reductase 2. Gene Ontology annotation, biological process: cell redox homeostasis; cellular response to oxidative stress; glutathione metabolic process. Gene Ontology annotation, molecular function: flavin adenine dinucleotide binding; glutathione-disulfide reductase (NADPH) activity; thioredoxin-disulfide reductase (NADPH) activity. The record is from RefSeq and is a predicted model, not a curated record. Lineage: Eukaryota; Metazoa; Chordata; Lepidosauria; Squamata; Gekkonidae. Gene Ontology annotation, cellular component: cytosol; mitochondrion. The transcript is spliced from 18 exons. The coding region runs from base 37 to 1587 and encodes 516 amino acids.